Messenger RNA from Echinococcus granulosus, 1365 nucleotides. RefSeq names its product Glycerol-3-phosphate acyltransferase 4. NCBI's taxonomy places the organism in Eukaryota, Metazoa, Platyhelminthes, Cestoda, Cyclophyllidea, Taeniidae. Gene Ontology annotation, molecular function: glycerol-3-phosphate O-acyltransferase activity. The transcript has 9 exons. Gene Ontology annotation, biological process: triglyceride biosynthetic process. Gene Ontology annotation, cellular component: endoplasmic reticulum. The record is from RefSeq and is a predicted model, not a curated record. The coding region runs from base 1 to 1365 and encodes 454 amino acids.
AUGGUGUUGGCGGCGCUCCUAUUGGCCUACCUGGCUAUUGUUCCCACAUUUGUUAUAAUGUGUGUUGUUUUAAUCUUUCUUGACAUCCACAUUCUUCCACAAAUAUAUAUUAGUAUUUUGGAUCCCGUUAUGUCGUACACUGCUCGGCAAAUGGGUAAAAGGUCUAUGUCGGCUGCAAGUUUGAAUAGGGAAUCUGAGGAACAAGCUAAGGAUGCAUCCACCGGUGAUUAUGUCGAUGGGAAUUUGAUUGAAAGAGAUGUCACUUUAUGCGAAGGUCGUAUACAAAUGAGCAACGAUUUUAUGAUUGAGGAAAAGGGUUUCAAACUUCAGCAUCCAAUGUAUCUUCUAAAAUCAGGGGUUGAAGCGAUAAUUGAAGAUGAUGUGACGAAGCGGUUUUCGUCUGCUGAACUUCGCGUCUGGAAUCUACUUGGCCGCAACCAAAAUUAUUACUUUCAUAAUACGUCAUGCAAGAAGACAUUGACUGCUCUCUGGUUUUUGGGAUUUAUUAUUCGCUAUGUGUUCCUGUUGCCAAGCCGGCUUGCUGUCUGUUUUUUUGGUGUUGGACUGACGUGGACCUGUGGUGUGGUCAAAAAUCUUUUCCCCAGAAGUGUCCUGGGCAAAUGGCUCACUGGGCCGGGCUACCAGCGAUGCAUGCGACUUAAUCUUUGCCCCUACGCCGCCAUCAUUCGUUUUCACAACCCUGAAAACCGUCCCAAACCGAAUACGAUUUGCGUCGCAAAUCACACAACGCCUGUCGAUUUUGCAGUUUUGGCCAGUGAUAACACGUACGCCGUGAUUGGUCAGCGGCAGGGCGGCUUCUUUGGACUGGUGGAGAACAUCCUCUCCAGCGCGGUGCCCACCAUCUGGUUUGACCGAGGUGAGGUCUUCGAUCGUAGCGCCGUGACGGACCGCAUGAAAGAGCACGUCGCGACACCCGGCGCUCUCCCCAUCCUCAUCUUCCCCGAGGGCACUUGCAUCAACAACACUUCCGUGAUGAAGUUCAAAAAGGGCUGCUUUGAGGUCGGCGCUGUCAUACAUCCUGUGGCUAUCAAGUACGACCCUAAGUACGCCGACUGUUUCUGGAACAGCAGUCAGGACGGCCUCUUCAAAUACCUCGUCAAACUCAUGACCUCCUGGGCCAUAGUAGUCGAUGUGUGGUACCUUCCGCCAGAAACCGCCCGGCCGGGCGAGGACGGAAUCAGCUUCUCCAGUCGCGUCAAAAGGAAGAUUGCUGAAUGCGGCGGUUUGGUAGAUAUGGAAUGGGACGGUGAGCUGAAACGAAAUAAGCCAAAGCCAACACUACGGCUUGCUCAACAGAAGAUCUUCAGUGGCUUCAUCGGAGCUGAUGAGGGUGAAAAAGCAUGA